AUGUUCCAUACUCGUCCUCAUUUACCCACUUACCCUUAAAAUCGUGGUAUUGAAUAUAACAUAUUGAAGCUCAUAAUAAAGGAGGUAGUGAAACUAGAAAGGCUAUAGAUCAUUAUAGUUAUGCAAUAAAUGAUGAAAUAGGAAGAGGCUUUAGUAGUAGGGUUUAUAAAGGAAGAGAUGAAAAUACACUUGAACCAGUAGCAGUAAAAGUAAAAUAUAUAGAAAUAUAAAGGUUAUUGAUAUGAAAAUGGUUAAAUAAUCAAUUCAUGCAUAGCUAUUAAAAAAUGAAAUAAAUGCUUUAAAGGCAUUUAAUAGUAAAAAUAUAAUGAAGUUAUUUGAUGUGUUUUAAACAUAGAAUAAUACUUAUAUCAUAACAGAGUUUUGUGAUUCGGUAAUACUAAAUAUAAUAUAUAUUCAGGGAGAUCUUAACAAUUACAUAAAAAAGAAGGGAAGGAUAGAUGAAAGUGAAGCAAUUCGAAUAUUGCAAUCAGUAGUGAGUGCUGUCAAUGAAAUGAAUUAGAAGGGAUAUAUUCAUAGAGACAUAAAACCAGCAAAUAUUCUUAUUGAUAAGAAUCUUCCAAAAUUAGCAGACUUUGGAUUUGCUGUGCCAGCUCAUGAAGCUAGAUUGUAAGGGAAGAAUUUCAAUGUAGGGACUCCACUUUAUAUGUCUCCUUAAGCAUUGAGAUAAUAAGGACAUACCGAAAAAGGAGAUGUAUGGGCUAUUGGUGUUGUAUUCUUUGAAAUGUUGUAUGGUAAUUUAUUUAAGUUAAUUCCUAGGCAGAACACCAUAUAAUGCCUCAUCAGAAGCUGCUCUAAUAUCAAAUAUUAUGCAUUAGUAAUUAAUGAUUCCAUCUUCUCCUACUGUUACAGAUAAAGCUAAAGAUUUUAUUAGAAAAUGUUUAUCUGUUGAUGAAAAUAAAAGAUUAAGAGUUAAAGAAAUGGUUCAUCAUGAAAUCAUAGAAUAAAGAGCUUUAACUCCUGUUGAAAGAGCUCCUCCUAGAAAACCUUUUGAAGAAAUUUCUAAUCUUAAUAUUCCUACUGAACCUUCAUAAAUUUAAAAGUUUAAACGCUCUUAAAGUCAAGGAGUUAAAGAAGUUCCUAUUAAAGAAUAUAAAACUUAAUAAAUCGAAGAAAAAAGAAAAUUACAUGAAGCUAAAUAAAAAAAAUUAUAAGAAUAAAUUUAAAGAUCAUCUAGUUAAUAACAAGCACUAUAACCAUAAAAAAUUACUAAAACUAGUGCUUUUGAAGAAUAAUAACCUUAAGUCUAAAAACAAAAAACCAUUAGUAUGGAAUUCAAAUCCAAUAAUGAAGUCCUUUUUAGUUAAAUCAAUUUUUGUAGAUUCUUAUAUAAAUUUUCAUAAAAUCUUGCUACUUGCAAAAUAUUUUCAACUGAAAUUAGAGAUAAAUUACUAUUUUUAAUGGGUAAAAAUAUUGCAAUCAAAAUAAAUAAAUUGGCAACUAUUUUAGAUAAAGAGAAUAAAUAAGUUAAUAUCUUUUAAUUAGAUGAUUAUGAAGGAUAUAAAAAGAGUGAAUCUCAUAGUAAAUUUAGUUAAGCUAUCUCAGAAUAUAAUGAUAAAUAUAUGAGACAUUUUGAGAAAAUUUUGAAACUUGCAUCUAAGAAUGGUAUCAUUUCUAAUUCAUAUUAAAGAAUUCUAAAAAGAUUAGUUAAUUGGUUGUCUCUGCAAUAAUGAUAUUACAGAAAAUGAAUCUUUCUAUAAAAUUUCAUUAUAAUACUUAAAACAAAGUAUUACAGAAAUUAAAUCCAAUUUUAAGUCAAUUUCUGGUCAAAAAGAUUUAUUACUACCUGAAGAGGUAAAAUUUUUAUUAUAUUAUUAUAGCUUUAAAUGCCGUCCUUCAUUCUUUUUGGUCUUCAUGGAUAUUAGUAAUUGAUUUCAAAAACUAUGGAAAAUUGGUCAGACUAUAAACAAUUUUAAAAAGCAUCAUCACCUGAAUUACUUAUAGAAAGAAAACCAGGAUAAAUGAAUUAUGGAUAAUUGGAACAAUUACUUUGA
Molecule: messenger RNA, 2012 nt
Organism: Paramecium sonneborni
Lineage: Eukaryota; Ciliophora; Oligohymenophorea; Peniculida; Parameciidae
Source: the annotation of a GenBank genome assembly